AUUAUGGAACUUGGAAACGGUCUUCUAUGGCGAUAUAAUGUGAGAUGGACUUUAUGAUCUGAGCACCAAAUUUCUUGGAAUUCUGUUGGCUGUUUAAUGGUCUUGUAGCGGACUGUUAUCCUUCUUCAUUUAUCUUUUUCCAGAUGUUCUCUUGCAGUUCUUGGAAAGGUUCUUCCUUUAAUAGCAAAGUAGAGAUACAAUUUGCGGGGCAAGUAGUUCCUAUGGCGCAUCUGCUUUCAGUAUCUUGUUUUUCAAAUAUCUCCUCUGGCAGCAGAUCAUAUAGUAAACCGUUGAACCAAUGGUCAAUUUCAUCCCAUGCAUCUGUUAGUUUGCCAAUUUCUAGCUCACCCUUUAAAAAGCUUGCUCUGUGGGCAAAUAGAUCCAAAAGAUGCAGUACUAUCUAUGCAGCAGCUGUUUCAGUGGGUCAAGAAGCUAGGGUGCAGCCUGGAUCUGGGUCCGACCAGGCAUCCGACGGAGCCUCUGUUCCUAAAAAGGUCAUGGUAAUUGGUGGUGAUGGUUAUUGUGGUUGGGCUACUUCCCUGCACCUGUCUAACAAGAACUAUGAGGUUGCCAUUGUUGACAGCCUCGUCCGCCGCCUUUUUGACCACCAGCUAGGUCUAGACUCUCUCACUCCUAUCUCAUCUAUCCACAACCGUAUCCGACGUUGGAAAUCUCUCACCGGUAAAGACAUCCAACUCUAUGUUGGUGAUAUAUGUGAUUUUGAGUUCUUGUCGGAGGCUUUCAAAUCAUUUGAGCCUGAUGCCGUAGUCCACUUUGGAGAACAGAGGUCCGCACCAUACUCCAUGAUUGAUCGGUCGAGAGCUGUUUUUACCCAGCAUAAUAAUGUGAUAGGUACACUUAAUGUUCUGUUCGCCAUAAAAGAGUUUGGAGAGGAUUGUCACCUGGUGAAACUUGGUACCAUGGGAGAAUAUGGAACUCCGAAUAUAGACAUUGAGGAGGGUUACAUAACAAUUACACACAACGGCCGGACGGAUACCUUACCUUAUCCCAAGCAAGCAAGCUCUUUCUACCAUCUGAGCAAAGUCCAUGACUCCCACAAUAUUGCGUUCACCUGCAAGGCUUGGGGAAUCAGAGCAACAGAUCUAAACCAGGGAGUGGUCUAUGGCGUGAGAACUGAUGAGACAGCAAUGCAUGAGGAGCUCUAUAAUAGACUUGAUUAUGAUGGCGUAUUUGGAACCGCAUUGAACCGGUUCUGUGUACAGGCCGCGAUUGGUCACCCACUUACUGUCUAUGGCAAAGGAGGGCAGACCAGGGGAUAUCUUGACAUCAGAGACACAGUUCAAUGUGUCGAACUUGCUAUAGCCAAUCCAGCACAGAGGGGAGAAUUCCGUGUCUUUAACCAAUUCACAGAGCAGUUCUCAGUCAAUGAACUUGCUGCUCUUGUUACAAAGGCAGGUGCAAAACUCGGGCUUGAGGUGCAAACCAUUUCAGUACCCAACCCUAGGGUGGAGGCGGAGGAGCAUUAUUACAAUGCGAAGCAUACAAAACUCGUGGAGUUGGGGCUCAAACCUCACCUACUUUCAGACUCUCUUCUUGACUCGUUGCUCAAUUUUGCUGUCCAAUACAAGGACCGUAUCGACUCAAAACAGAUAAUGCCCAGUGUUUCUUGGAGAAAAAUUGGAGUCAAGCCCAAGACUGUUGCCGCAUAGAAUGAGUAUAGAGUCUAGUCUGUGUUAAGUAAGUAGUUAACAAGUUUUUUGUUUGUAUUUUGUCAGAGGUAGGAGACUCUAGCUUUCUCAACCUUUUGCUUGUUCGGAGGAUGUGAUGUAUCUUUAACUUGAAAUGCAACUUAUGAGGUAGAAGCCCAUUUUGAUGUGAUCCAUAGCAUAUAUUUCUAAUA
This is a messenger RNA of Sesamum indicum (sesame), 1861 nucleotides long. The record is from RefSeq and is a predicted model, not a curated record. NCBI's taxonomy places the organism in Eukaryota, Viridiplantae, Streptophyta, Magnoliopsida, Lamiales, Pedaliaceae.